Molecule: messenger RNA, 1263 nt
Organism: Penicillium brevicompactum
Lineage: Eukaryota; Fungi; Ascomycota; Eurotiomycetes; Eurotiales; Aspergillaceae
Product: putative proline-rich, actin-associated protein Vrp1
Exons: 2
Coding region: 1-1263 (420 amino acids)
Molecular function (GO): actin binding
Source: RefSeq, a predicted model, not a curated record
AUGCCUCCUCCCCCUCCUCCCCCGCCGCCGCCGCCUCCGGGAGGGUUGGGCGGACCUCCCCCGCCGCCCCCUCCAGGAAGUUUGCCAGGAAGACCUGGAAAAGGACAGGUGAAAGAUCGGGGCGCACUUCUUUCUGAUAUCCACAAAGGCGCCAAACUCAAGAAAGCAGUCACCAACGAUCGAUCAGCACCUGUAGUAGGAAAGUCAGGGGGUGUUUCAUCAGCUCCUCCCAUUGGAAGUGCACCGCCUGUGCCUGGUGCUAGGCCGCCCCCAAGUGGCCUUGCGCCACCUGUGCCCUCUGGACCAGCUGCAAAUCGUUUACGAAGCAACAGCGAAGGUGUUUCUGGCUCAGAUAAUGCGGGUGGUGGUCCAGCGGCGCAGUUAGGUGGCAUGUUUGCGGGUGGAAUGCCAAAGUUGCGCAGUCGUGGUGGUGUUGAUACAGGUGCAGGUCGAGACUCGCCAUACAUGUCCGACGGCGAAGCACGCCGACCACCUGCUGCAUCAGCUCCAAAGCCUCCUACAGCGCCUAGACCACCUGGUGCUAGGCCGCCUCCGCUUCCCCCAACAACAGACUCGCCGCCCGCUCCGCCAAUCAACCCUUUGGUGGCUGGGUUAAAGAAGCCUCCUCCCAAACCUGCCUCAAGACCUUCUUCUACGGUUUCCAAGGCUCCAGAUGCACCUCCACCCCGUGCACCUCCUCCACCUCCAGCACCAGGAAAAGCUCCACCCCCACCAGCAUCGCGAAAGCCAUCUGGUCCCCCGCCACCUCCAUUAGCAGCCCCUUCUAGCCGAGCACCCCCUCCCCCUCCAACACCUUCACGAUCAACACCUCCCCCACCACCAGCUCCUUCUGGAGCACCUUCGGUUGCUGCUCAGGCUGCUCGCUCCGCGCUGGGACAGCACAGCUCAUCGCCUGCGGCACCUCCUCCACCCCCUCCGUCAGCUGCUCCGGGUGCUCCUCCGCCUCCACCCCCAACUUCACCACCAGUAGCGCCAUACAACGAACCACCAUCUCGACAUGCUUCUCACGAACCCUUCGCGGCGCUGGAUCCCAGUGCUUACACACUGAGCAAUGGUGGACCGCCUACACCAAGCUCUCGGAGCCCUUCGACAAAUGGCCCUGUCCGAAUAGAAGACACUCGGUUCAAGUUCCAAGGCGAUGGCUUACUCCCCAAACCCCGGCAAUUCAUCGGUGGAGACCGCCGUUACCGCGCAGGCAGGGGCAGCAGUGUGCCAUUGGACUUGAGUGCUUUGCGCGGGUGA